CCUGAGACUCCGCGCACCAGAGACCCAAGUUGGCCACUGCGGAGCGCCGCGGGCUACGAAUCGCGAUUGACCGCGGGCCCCGCUGCUCGCUCUCGUGUCCCCUUAACUGCGGACCCCCGUUGGAGCCGGGCGUGCCGGACUACUGGCCACUGCAAGGGAAGAGAGAACCUCUUCUCCGCCUCUGCCAAAGAACUAGGCGCGCUGGAAGAUUUAGUGGGAGCGACGGUGCCCAGGUGCGAGGGGCUGAGGAGUUCGGGACCUGGAGAAAGUUGAGCUUGGCGCCCCACCCCCCGCACUGUCAUCUCUGAACGCCUGGCCGCUGCAGCCAAGGACAAGCGCGGGGGGCGAUGCCAGGCAUCCCCCCGGGUUGGUGAGCGCCCAGCUCCCUGCUGCCCCAGGGCUUGCUUCCCCGCCUGCAGGACGCUGGGCGGCGAGGUCGGGAGUGGCCGCGCUGUGGUCCAUCUAGGGCCGCUGGAGCGCAGCCGACGCACCUGACCUGGACUUUGAAUUCUCUGUGAAGUCGUACGUGCACGGAGUGCGAGCCCCCGGGAAUCACUCCUUUAUUCUUACAGCCUGGGCAACUGGGGACGCCCCCAGAUGACCAUGAGAGAUAAGGACUGAGAGCCAGCAAGGGGAAGCUAGUCCGCCAAGAGGUGGCGGGGGCUGCCCACGUCCACGGCCAUCGCGGCCUCGCUCCGCUGCUGCACUCCUCGCCGACUCGCGGGGCCAGCCCGGCCGGGCGGGGAUGCCGGGGCUGGGACGCAGGGCGCAGUGGCUGUGCUGGUGGUGGUGGGGGCUGCUCUGUAGCUGCUGCGGGCCCCCGUCGUUGCCGGUGGCCGCUGCGGCUCGCGGGGCGCAGCUGGGGGACGGCGGGAGCCCGGGCCAUGCGUGGCCGCCGCCGCAGCAGUCCUCCUCGUCCUCGGGCUUCCUCUACCGGCGGCUCAAAACGCACGAGAAGCGCGAGAUGCAGAAGGAGAUCCUGUCGGUGCUGGGGCUCCCACACCGGCCCCGACCGUUGCACGGCCUCCAGCAGCCGCAGCUCCCCGCACUCCCGCAGCUUCAGCCUCGCGGGGAGCCCCCUCCCGGGCGGCUAAAGUCUGCGCCCCUCUUCAUGCUGGAUCUGUACAACACCCUGUCCGCCGACGACGACGAGGACCCGGCGUCGGACGCCGGGAAGCGGCAGCCCAAGUCCCGCGGAGAGGCUGGAGCGUCGCUGCGCCGUUCACCGCCCCCAGGCCCCGCGCACCCCCUCCACCGCAAGAGCCUCUUGACUCCGGGCCCUGGCGGUGCGUCCCCCCUGACCAGUGCGCAGGACAGCGCUUUCCUCAACGACGCCGACAUGGUCAUGAGCUUUGUGAACCUGGUGGAGUACGACAAGGAGCUCUCCCCUCGCCAGCGGCACCACAAAGAGUUCAAGUUCAACCUAUCCCAGAUUCCUGAGGGUGAGGCGGUGACGGCUGCAGAAUUCCGAAUCUACAAGGACUGUGUUGUGGGCAGUUUUAAAAACCAAACUUUUCUUAUCAGCAUUUAUCAAGUCUUGCAGGAGCAUCAGCACAGAGACUCUGACCUCUUCCUGCUGGACACUCGUGUCGUGUGGGCCUCUGAAGAAGGCUGGCUGGAGUUUGACAUCACGGCCACUGGCAACCUGUGGGUGGUAACCCCACAGCACAACAUGGGGCUUCAGUUGAGUGUGGUGACGCGGGAUGGUCUUAGCAUCAACCCCCGUGCUGCAGGCCUGGUGGGCAGGGACGGCCCUUAUGACAAGCAGCCCUUCAUGGUGGCCUUCUUCAAAGUCAGCGAGGCACAUGUGCGCACUCCCAGGUCAACCCCUCGCCGUCGGCAGCAGAGUCGCAACCGCUCCCCACAGGCCCAGGAGAUGCCCAGGGUGACCAGUGCAUCCGAUUACAACAGCAGUGAGCUGAAAACAGCCUGCAAGAAGCACGAACUGUAUGUGAGCUUCCAAGACCUGGGAUGGCAGGACUGGAUCAUUGCUCCCAAGGGCUAUGCAGCCAACUACUGUGACGGAGAAUGCUCCUUCCCACUGAAUGCACACAUGAAUGCCACCAACCAUGCCAUCGUGCAGACACUGGUUCACCUCAUGAAUCCCGACUAUGUCCCCAAACCCUGCUGUGCACCCACGAAACUCAACGCCAUCUCUGUCCUCUACUUUGACGACAACUCCAACGUCAUCUUGAAAAAAUACAGGAAUAUGGUUGUGAGGGCCUGUGGAUGCCACUAACUGAAAGGGGUUGCAGGAACACGAAUGCCAUCCCAGAUUCCUGGGCUACAUGUGCCUUAAGAGCCCUGGAGUCUGGUGGGGGUGGAAGGAGGUGUGGCACUACCUGGUGCUGGCUGGUGCCUUCCUGCCCAGGAUUUGCAAGGACCCUGUUGACAGCUUGCUCACAAGUAGUUGCUGGUCUGUAGGAAGCUAAGUUUGAAUGUCUGUAAAACAGUCUGGUAAUUGCAGGGAUGUAUCUUUGAAGGGUCUCCCCCACCACCCACAAAUGUAGUUUUAGCUUUGAAUUAAGCUAUUGUGAUGUUAGCAAGUAAAAAGGAAAAAAAAAAUACUCUUCAAGGAGUACAAGUGUUCUUGGCUAAAGUAUCAGCCUGAUAAGUGUUACUCAAAAACAAAUUUUAUGGAAAAUGCCUCUACUUGUAGAUCUCAUCCCAGGAAGGUCAGUUUCAUGGGGAUCAACAGCCCUGUAACCAGAGCUGUGGAAGUGCCUUUGUACAGACGCUGCCCUUUGGGUAUUUGUGCUGGAGUUCCAUGGGUGUGAAAACAUUUUUCAGUCAAAACAGUCCCUCUGGUUUCCACACUCCGUGGCUUCCCUGUCGCUGUUCUCUUGGCUAGAAACGAAAACUGGCCUAGUACCCUCUGAAGUGAGGUUCUGAGAGGUGAGCAGCACUCCCGGCAGCCACUGUUUUAAACCAGGUGAAAAAGCCCAGGAAAGCAGUCCUGCAGCUUUCUUUGGAAUGGUUCUUUGAAAAAGCACAUUGACUUCCGGAACGUUCAUCAGCUUUGACAUCUUCUUUCAUUAAACUAGCUCCUCCACUUUUCUUCUACGGCAGGAGUGGGGAACAUUUUUUUUCAUAGCAACAUUAAGUGCUACUUAAGUUGAUAAUUUUGUAUGGCCUGUGAGUAAUGUUAUCUAUAUCCAAAUGACCCUUAGCAGGGAAAGGCUCCACAGCCCUGAUCUACAGUACAUACCAUGUUACAGGGGUAGAGAAAGGGGUUGGAUGGCUACACUGUAUAUGAACCUAAGUCAGUUUUCUCUUGUAGAAAGCAAAAUUCAAGUCUUAGACUAUUUCUAAAUGUCUUUUUAACAAUCAUGUACUUGGAAGCAGAUUUCAUAUUAAAUUGAUUAAAUACAUUUAUGAUCUAUAACUAUUUGUACUUAACAGUUUUUUUGUAAAUAUAAGCUAUAAUUUAUUGUCUAUUUUAUACCUGUUUUGCUGUAUUGUCUAAGGAAAGCACAGACCUUUUUUUUAAAAAAAAUUUUAUUUAGAAAGCAUCAUAGUGUAAACAAAUUUGUACCACUUUGAUUUUAAUACAAGACUCAUGAUGCAAAGCAGAAACCACUCAUGAGGGUUGUGCUUCUCUAGAAAGUUUUUUUUUUUUAAAGAACAUCUGUGAACCAGACGUGAUUAAUAAAGAUUUCCUUUAAGGCA
Messenger RNA from Erinaceus europaeus (western European hedgehog), 3669 nucleotides. It is a transcript of the gene BMP6, whose product is annotated as bone morphogenetic protein 6. Gene Ontology annotation, molecular function: growth factor activity; cytokine activity. NCBI's taxonomy places the organism in Eukaryota, Metazoa, Chordata, Mammalia, Eulipotyphla, Erinaceidae. Gene Ontology annotation, cellular component: extracellular region. The transcript has 7 exons. The record is from RefSeq and is a predicted model, not a curated record. The coding region runs from base 746 to 2239 and encodes 497 amino acids. Gene Ontology annotation, biological process: SMAD protein signal transduction.